UGAGACCACCUCAUUUGCAUGGUUAAAGCUUGCAACUAAGGAAAAAUGCCUGUCUUGAUAAAUUCUGUUAUUUAUAUUUUAUUCAAUUAUCCUCACAACUUACAGAUCAGAGCAACCUGGCAAAGGCUAGUUCCGUCGCUAUAGCCCUCCAGUACACACUUGUUUAUCUUCUAAGCAUGCAUCACCUUCUCUGCUUUGUUGGCAUUUAAAUUACAAUAACUUACCAUCACAGAAGAAAAAUGGAAUUGUUAUUGGCGUGAAGUACCAAAACUUUCCCCUUUUUUUUUUCAUUUUGUUUCGUGAUGAAUUGGAAUUAGAAAACUACACAAAGUGAUGAGAUGGUGAUGAUGUUUUGAUCUCAACGGCUUAGAUGAAUCAAAAACUAAAACCAGUCCUCCAAAUGAUGCCACUUCCUUACCAAAUCCCUUCAGUGGGUGAGAUCAAACUUGGAAAAAGACGCACAGAAAAUACAGCCACGAAAGGCACGUGACCGUCCAUCCUAUCUCAUCCAUAAGAAGGCGACUACCCACGUGUUAAAGCGUAUCAGAAGGAAAAAAAAAGUUUGGCUUUUUUCGGCUUCGCUCCUUCCUCCUGCGGCGGCGGCGCACUGCUCUGCUUGCAUUACCUAAGUAAAGCAAACCCAAGCCACCCUCUCCCCUACUGCCUCCUCUUCAUAUACCAGUGCAUGUGUGCUUUUGUUUCUUUUCACAGUCAAAAUUCCUUUCUCGUUUACCCUUGUGUUUCUUUUUGGCCUGGAAGAGGAAAGUUUUGAUCUUUCUUCUUCCCAGUUGUUUAAUUUCUGUUCUGUUCUGAAAAACAGAUGUAUAUGGCUCUGGGGAAUCGAAAUUUUGCUAAUAUGGGUCCAACUCCGAUUCUGAGGAGUGACUCGUCACUUGGAUACACAGAGCAGAACUCGUUGAUGAUGGAGAAGAGACGGUUGUUCCUGAGAAGCUAUCAGUUCUGCAGAAAGAAGAGUCUAACAGAAAGAAUCAAGCUAUCUUUGUUCAGAGUGAAGAAAGUGAUGUGGCUGAGACUAAGAUCUGCUCGUAAACUUCGAAGGUUGGUGUGGUCUAGACUGCGUUGUGCUUUCUACUGCCGCCGGAGAAGAAGUUUUCUCCGUCUCCGUAGUCCCAAUCACCAUUACUACUACUCUUCUUCUUCCUGCUUCUGGUAGGAAACGCUCUGUUUUCUUGAUACUCUGUUUAUGAUCAUCUUGAAUAUUAUGUCUAGCCAAGAAACGCUUAAACAUCUUUAUUUAGAUCGAAAUAGCAGAUUUUUAUGUAAACUUGUUUGCUAUAUGUGGGAUGUUCCAAAUCUCUCCAAAUCUGUAUUCUAUCAAGAAAUUCUCAACUGUUAGCAGAUAGAGUUAAUCAGUUUCAUGUAAUAUCAAGUUCAAUGAAGCCAUGAAUCUUUCACCAAAA
Manihot esculenta (cassava) is the source of this 1421-nucleotide messenger RNA. RefSeq lists its product as uncharacterized. Bases 821 to 1174 code for a protein of 117 amino acids. The transcript has a single exon. The record is from RefSeq and is a predicted model, not a curated record. NCBI's taxonomy places the organism in Eukaryota, Viridiplantae, Streptophyta, Magnoliopsida, Malpighiales, Euphorbiaceae.